Saccostrea echinata is the source of this 1092-nucleotide messenger RNA. RefSeq lists its product as uncharacterized. Bases 66 to 1073 code for a protein of 335 amino acids. Lineage: Eukaryota; Metazoa; Mollusca; Bivalvia; Ostreida; Ostreidae. The transcript is spliced from 2 exons. The record is from RefSeq and is a predicted model, not a curated record.
UUGAGAUUUGGAUACUCAUGUUGUCAAAAAUGGUAUUAUAUCCAUAAGGAAAGGUAGCGGCCAGGAUGAAGUUCAAUUUAGCCGUGAAAGUUGGCUGCUUGGCGUUUGGUUGCUUCGUUGUAGGCUGGUUCAUUGCUAGUCUACAAUGUGUCCACAAUCCCAGUAUAGCUCCGGUGGUAGAUAGUAGUGUUAACUUUUGGAGUCAACCAAGAACUACAAAAGCACCGAUACCAUCUGAUUGUUUUAUAUAUCAAAGAGAUGAAAAGGAGUGGAAACCUAGUAACAUAACAUGUGGUGAUACAUCCAAGUUUAUGAGAACUACAUUACAUACAAGCUCUGGAGACACGCCUAUUUUUAUCUAUGAUCCUCAAAUAGAUAAAUGGGUUAGCGGAAGUUUAUAUCGAGAUGGCAGAUGGGAACCCCAAUUUGUUGAUAUAAUUUCGAACAUUCUAAGAGCAGAUAAUGAUCUUCAUUUUAUAGAUCUUGGUACAAAUUUAGGAGUUUUUGCGUUAUCUGUUGCUAAAAUGAACAGACAAGUACUUGCUGUGGAUGCAUUAGCAAUGAAUAUAGAGCGCUUAUGUGCUUCCAUAAAAGCAGGGAAUUUUACUAAAAAUAUUAAAGUAGUGUAUAACGCCUUAUCAGACGUUAGAGAAAUGGUGUCACUUGGUGUAGAUAAAGGAAAUGUUGGCGGAACCUUUGUAGCAAAGGACAAAAAUCAAAAUAAAGUGAAAGGAAGUGAAGUUGGUGGUAAUUACGGUUCUGUCCAAACGGCAAAACUUGACGAUAUGUUAGAGCUUCCGGGAUUUAACGCCAAAAAAGCUGUGAUCAAAAUUGAUGUGGAAGGAUAUGAAAAUAGAGUGUUCAGGGGUGGGGAGGAAUUUUUCAAACGAGUGAAUGUGACAGCAGUGCUAAUGGAAUGGUUAUGGCUUAAAACAGGUCCAGAGGGCCAAGAAAUAGUAGAAUUUUUUAAGCGCCAUAAUUUUGAAGCCACUGUUCCGACAGACAGACGUGUUUUACCUAUUGACCAGAGAGGACAGUGGCCAAACGAUGUCUUAUGGCGUAAAAAAGUUUGAUGAUAAUUCCAUUUUAGUA